UUCAGGCGACGCUGCCAGCGUGACCUAUAAUCUAGUGGACGGUUCUUCAUAAACAGCUCGUCAACCACCUCGGUAGCUUGCUAACUAACAUAGCCGAAAGAUUCAAGCUAUUUAUACGCUUUCGGUGUAUAUUAGCUACUGUGUUUUCGACACACUUCUGUGUCUAAACUUGUUAAUCUAUUUAAUUUAAUAUUACGUUAUUUUGUAUUAGUCAGCUAUAGUAGCUGGCUGGUUUAGUUAGCACUAGCCUAGUCGCUAAUGAUAGCUAGCUAACAUCCCCGACCAUGAGUUCACUCAACUACUCUCCUCCUGUUCAAGAAGAGGAGGUCUGCUGGACGGAGAAAGAGGGUCUGUGGCUGAACAUUGUUGUGAAAGAGGAGAAGGAAGAGGAGGAUGUCACAGUUAAACAAGAAUUAGGGGGUGAGGCUGUUACAGUGAAAGAAGAGGAGAAAAACGUUAGAGUGAAAGAGGAGGAAGAUGUUACAGUAAAAGAAGAGGAGGAAGAUGUUACAGUAAAAGAAGAGGGGGAUGAGAAAGAGGAGGAUGCAGUUUUUGGAGUAAAGGAGGAGGGGGAGAUGACUGUCACGUUGAAAGAGGAAGAAGAGGAGGUUGGAGAUCUGUUUCACACCAGAGUGAUACUUAACUAUUGUGGAUCCUCUGGGGAGCCUCAACAACCUCAUGAUGCUGAAGAGGCAGAGAAGAGUCUCUCUGGAUCAGAACAACUCAAUAAACACCUGCAGAGAUCCACAGGGAAGAGAACUCACUGCUGCUCUGACUGUGGGAAGAGAUUCACCUCAUCAGGUAUUAAAAUUCAUCAGAGAACACACACAGGAGAGAAAUCUUAUAGCUGUGGUCAAUGUGGGAAGAGUUUUGGUCAAUCUGGCCAUCUGACGCAACACCAGAGAACACACACAGGAGAGAAACCUUACAGCUGUGGCCAGUGUGGGAAGAGUUUUGGUCAAUCUUGCCAUCUGACUCAACACCAGAGAACACACACAGGAGAAAAACCUUACAGCUGUGGUCAAUGUGGGAAGAGUUUUACAACAUCUCGCUCUCUGGCUCUACACCAGAGAACACACACAGGAGAGAAACCUUAUAGCUGUGGUCAAUGUGGGAAGAGUUUUUGUCGAUCUGGAGAGCUGACAGUGCACCAGAGAACACACACAGGAGAGAAACUUUAUAGCUGUGGUCAAUGUGGGAAGAGUUUUGGUCGAUCUGGAGAGCUGACAGUGCACCAGAGAACACACACAGGAGAGAAAUCUUAUAGCUGUGGUCAAUGUGGGAAGAGUUUUGGUCAAUCUAGCCAUCUGACUCUACACCAGAGAACACACACAGGAGAGAAACCUUACAGCUGUGGCCAAUGUGGGAAGAGUUUUGGUCAAUCUAGCCAUCUGACUCUACACCAGAGGACACACACAGGAGAGAAACCGUAUAGAUGUGGUCAAUGUGGGAAGAGUUUUGGUAGAUCUGGCCAGCUGACAUCACACCAGAGAACACACACAGGAGAGAAACUAUAUAGCUGUGAUCAGUGUGACAAGAGAUACUCUGAUAAAAGAUCUCUGGUCAAACAUCAGACAAUGCAUACAUGAAGGAGCGGGGCGGCAGUGUAGCCUAGUGGUUAGAGCGUUGGACUAGUAACCGGAAGGUUGCGAGUUCAAACCCCCGAGCUGACAAGGUACAAAUCUGUCGUUCUGCCCCUGAACAGGCAGUUAACCCACUGUUCCCAGGCCGUCAUUGAAAAUAAGAAUGUGUUCUUAACUGACUUGCCUGGUUAAAUAAAGGUAAAAUAAAAUAAAAAGGAGUUAUUUUGUGAUAUCAAUUAAUUAAUGUCACAAUAUAGAAUGUUUUGAUGUUGUUAGUAUUUGAAGGAAUUUCACAAUGUAGAACCCUAAACAUUUGCCCCAUUGAAUUGAUUUCAGCGUGAUAUGGAUAUUAGCCUUGGAAAAAUCCACGCUCUGAAUUGAAAGAGUACUAUUUAUGUGAUUUAACAAAAAGUGACUAACACAAAAAGAGUAGUGUUACGCUUACCAUGUUGGUGACCCACUUGAAUCAAAAUGCAACACUUCAAAAUGUAGCUACCUGUUUUCUACAAGUUGUCCUCUAAACAAUGAUGUACACAUUAUUCCCAGAUUCCGUGUGGUUUUUGAGCUGUUAGUUUUAACAUCCUCUCUGCACAAUUGAUUUUGACAUGAUAUCGAUGAGUGAUGACAAAUAAGUGUUGCAUUCCUUUGUUUAGCGACCUCUAUAUUUAAAUGCAUCACUCCAAAAUGUAGCUGACUGUCUUCUGCAGGUUGUCCUCUAACCAGUGAGGUAAAAGAUAUCUCCUAUUUCCAGGUGUUUUGUUUAGUUGUGUUCGUUUCAACAUCAUGUACAUCCUGAUUUCCCCCCAAAUCGAUAUCAGUGAUUUAUACAUAUUACUUUGUUCUAUAUUAUGCAUACGAUACAUAUUAACAAAGGGGUGUACAUUUGGGUUUGAUAUUUCAUAUUUACAAUUCAUGUAACAUUUAGUAAUCAUAAUUAUUUAUGUAAUCAACUGACCAUUUUUGGGUAUAAUUAUAUUGACGUUGUUGCCCUUCUUUUAGAAUAUCAGGAUUCAUUCUCUUUUAGAAUAUCUUUUAGAAUACCCCACCUGUUUAGUUUUUUUUGUCAGUGACUUUGUUAGUUCCCUCUUCUAUUUAAGUGAGUUUUAUGGUUUUCUUGCUGGGUAUCUCACAACAAACAAUGUAGUAAAACAAGCUUAUAUUUUGGGUUGAAGCAUCCAGUUCUUGCUAAUCAAAGGCAUUUGCUUGAAAUGUUCAUUAGUCUUUCAGUUGUUGUUCUGUUUGCUGUGUAUGUUAUUAUUAUUAUUUUUUGUUGUUGUGACGUGCUGUUUAAUUAAAGCUUGGUUUGAACAUAUUGCAAAAUAAAUGGAACCAAUCAACAGA
Messenger RNA from Oncorhynchus gorbuscha (pink salmon), 2924 nucleotides. RefSeq names its product zinc finger protein 436-like. Bases 285 to 1589 code for a protein of 434 amino acids. The transcript is spliced from 2 exons. Lineage: Eukaryota; Metazoa; Chordata; Actinopteri; Salmoniformes; Salmonidae. The record is from RefSeq and is a predicted model, not a curated record.